AUGCAGCAGCCCAAAAAUGUCAUUAAAGGCAAAGGCCUUAAAAAGAAGAAGAAGAUCAACUUGAGGUUCACCGUUGAUUGCACUCAUCCUGUAGAAGAUAACAUUAUGGAUGUUGCUAGUUUUGAAAAAUAUUUGCAAGGUAGAAUCAAAGUAAAUGGUAAAACGAAUAAUUUGGGUAAAGAUGUAACUCUUGAAAGAAACAAAAAUAGCGUUACAAUUGUAAGUGACAUACCUUUUUCAAAGAGAUAUUUUAAAUAUUUGACCAAAAAAUAUUUGAAAAAGCAUAAUUUAAGAGAUUGGCUUAGAGUUGUUUCAAGUUCGAAAGAAACAUAUGAACUUCGUUAUUUCCAAAUUAACUCUGAACAAGAUGGAGAUGAUGAUGAUAACGAAUAA
This is a messenger RNA of Pediculus humanus corporis (human body louse), 393 nucleotides long. RefSeq names its product 60S ribosomal protein L22, putative. The transcript has 3 exons. Lineage: Eukaryota; Metazoa; Arthropoda; Insecta; Psocodea; Pediculidae. The record is from RefSeq and is a predicted model, not a curated record. The coding region runs from base 1 to 393 and encodes 130 amino acids. Gene Ontology annotation, cellular component: ribosome. Gene Ontology annotation, biological process: cytoplasmic translation. Gene Ontology annotation, molecular function: RNA binding; structural constituent of ribosome.